Messenger RNA from Gongylonema pulchrum, 822 nucleotides. NCBI's taxonomy places the organism in Eukaryota, Metazoa, Nematoda, Chromadorea, Rhabditida, Gongylonematidae. The record is from the annotation of a GenBank genome assembly.
AUGGAGGAGCAGAGGGAACGUGCGUACAAGGCGGUUGCCUAUGCAGCCGUCACCUUCUCCUUAAUCUCCAUUUUAUCUGUAUGCAUCACCAUGCCGAUCGUCUACAGUUUCGUGGAUCACAUACAGCAGCAGACACGCAAGGAUCUUCAGUUCUGCAAAUCCUCUGCGAGAGACAUCAUGUCGGAAGUAGCCAAGAAACAGCCGGUGACAUUUGCAGCUGCAGCAACAAAUAGAACGAGGAGGCAAGUCGGAGCAUGCGAUAGCUGCUGUAGACCUGGGCAUGCCGGGCGACCAGGACCACCAGGCGCAAACGGAAAGCCAGGAACACCGGGAGCUCCAGGACGGCCUGGAGCACCUGGACGGCCGCCAAUAGUUUGUGAAGAGGUCGAUAUUCCACCAUGCAAUCCAUGCCCGCCAGGACCUCCAGGCCCACCUGGACCUAGUGGCGCCCCAGGAAAUCCUGGAAGAGCCGGACCACCAGGCAGGCCAGGAAAUAAUGGUAAUGCUGGACCCCCAGGACCUGCUGGACCGCCAGGACCUCCAGGACAACCAGGCGCUGACGGCGAAAGAGGCGAACCAGGAAGGCCAGCGUCCAGACCACCUGGCUUGCCAGGACCAGAUGGUAACCCGGGACGUGAUGGACAGCCGGGAAGUCCAGGACCAAAUGGACCACCUGGUCCGCCAGGGCCACCUGGAAAUGCUGGUGCGAAUGGAGAGCCGGGUGCACCCGGUCAACCAGGACCACAGGGAGAACGGGGUAUCUGUCCGAAAUACUGUGCACUGGAUGGUGGUGUAUUCUUCGAAGACGGAACACGAAGAUGA